Molecule: messenger RNA, 4848 nt
Organism: Amblyraja radiata (thorny skate)
Lineage: Eukaryota; Metazoa; Chordata; Chondrichthyes; Rajiformes; Rajidae
Gene: plekhb2
Product: pleckstrin homology domain containing, family B (evectins) member 2
Exons: 8
Coding region: 149-826 (225 amino acids)
Biological process (GO): regulation of cell differentiation
Cellular component (GO): membrane
Source: RefSeq, a predicted model, not a curated record
ACAACCCCAGGAACGGAGCAGGCGGGUCUGGGACGUUGGCGUGACUGAAUCUGGAGCGAAGCGUCAUUAGUUGAAGUGGACAGUGCAGUUUCCUUCGGGUGUCUGGUGUUGACUGUGGACUGUUAGCCGGUCAUUUAUUAUUACAAACAUGGCCUACAUUAAAAGUGGAUGGCUGCUUCGGCAAAGUACUAUUUUAAAGCGAUGGAAGAACAACUGGUUUGACUUGUGGUCCAGCGGUCAACUCUUUUACUAUGAUGAUCAGCUGCGUGUAGACAUAGAAGAUAAAAUCCAUAUUAAAGUGGACUGUGUUAACAUCCGAUCUGAAAAUGAGUGCAGAGAUUUCCAGCCUCCAGAAGGAAAGUCGAGAGAUUGUUUACUCCAGAUUGUGUGCAGAGAUGGAAGAACUAUCAAUCUCUGUGCUGAAAGCCCUGAUGAUUGCUUGGCUUGGAAAAUUGCUCUUCAAGAUGCACGGACAAAUUCAAACUUUGCGUUUGGUCCUGAAAUUCUCAUGGAUGAUGCUGUUUCGGACUCUGCACCUCCACCCUACUCAGCUUAUCCCACAGCACCAGCACAGGUCUACAGCUACGAUUCAUACAGCGGUACCUAUACGCCUCAGCAGCCUCCUGCAUCGCAGCAAGUCAUGUACACCUCCAGUGGUCAGCCUUAUGCUGUGGCCUAUCAGUAUCCUUAUCAUGGUCCUUACCCCCCAGCAACCAAUCAUGUUAUCAUUCAAGACCGGAGACGUGAUGAUGGGGACUUGGCGCUGGGCAUGGUGGCAGGAGCUGCCACUGGUAUGGCACUGGGAUCAUUAUUCUGGGCGUUCUAGAACUCCUGAACCGCUGCAUCAAUCUGCUGCUUACGUAGCUGUCACUUCCCCUGUGGAGAAACUGCUUUCAAUUCGCACCCAUCACAUAAUUUCUUAACACAUGUUGUCCUCAACACUGCUUAGUCUCUACAUUGCACCUUAACCUUGUUGAAGCAGUUCCUGAAAUUUGCAGUGAUGUUUCUGUAGCAAAAUUGAAGUGUGUUUAUCGAAUAUAUAUAUAUAUUCCAAGAGAGAGAGCAAGAUUAUAAUUAACUUAUCUCAGAAAUGCUAUGAAUUAAAAAUGUGUUUCUCUAAUUCUAAUUUUAUAACUUACAAAAUGUUAUUGCUGAUGAUAUAGAAGGAGAAGAAUGAAAUAUUUGAUGCAGUGAAUUGCAGCUUUUUAAAUUUUUAAAUUCUGCUUGAAUUAUUGAAGGUUCUUGCAUUCAUUGAAACAUUCCUUUUGCUGUGCAGAUAAAACUCUUAAUUGUUAAAGGAAGUUUUCAACACAUUGCACAAGGUGUGAAUUUGGCCUAUCUCAGUUGCAGUUGUGACAGGUAAAAAUGUAUGCUUUGGAGGAAACUACAGCUUCAAGCUACAUUACAAGCCUGUUUAGUCGCUAGUUACCAAGGAUAUUCUAUUUUUACUGUGGGAUAUUGAAAAGUUACGGCCACAAUCACAAAAUGAGUUUUCAAGACUCAUUAUGUUGAAAGUUAAUUUUUGUAUUUGCUAAGCGAAUCCAAGCACAUUGAAGUCUGUCCAUAAGCUAUUUUGCCAUAGCACAUGAAAUGCCAAGUAGCAACAAAGGAAAAUUAACUCUUUAAUGCUUCUUUAUGAGACAAUGUAAUAGAAAAGAAAGCCACCUCUAGGAUCCUAACUCACCCAUGUUGUAUGCCUCAAGUGUUUGUAGCUCAGCUUCUAUCACUAUGUCAAGUAUUCUGAUCCUUCCUACAUUUUGCACAAGUAUAAAUUUACGUAUGUGUGCAGACUGAAAUUCCUGAAAACAUCAGACCUCACCAGAAAUGACUUAAUCCCACCUGUGACUUUUUUUCUGUUCGCCCAGUGUGUAUUUACAGCUUGUUCUGAGUCUUGUUUCCCUAGUCAACUAAUCUUGGGCAUAUGUAAACUUGAAUUAUUAAAGUUUUUGGUUUAGGUCCUCGUAUUACUACUGUGUGUGUUUGUGUGUGUGUGUGUGUGUGUGUGUGUGUGUGGAAUGUCUAUUUCUUUAAUCGUCUUUCAAGGCUUUAUACUUGGGAUCAAUUGUAUUGAUUUUUCUCACCAAUUUCAAAUGCAUGCGGGGUUGUUUUAUUUUGUUUUAUUUUACCAGGCAUGGAGUUAAUACUCUGCAUGGGUUCUGACUAAAACCUUGUAUAAGCUCCAGACCUUAACUGUUUCUAGGUUUAAGUUUAUUUUUGGUUUACUCGUCACAGUUCCUUGAGAUGGAAUCUGACUUUCAACAGUGUGUGCUAAUGUAGUUCUGUUUGUUAUUUAAUUAAAUUGUGCAUUUUAUUGGUAUUACCUUUUGGUGACCAUUUUUCCAAUUGUAUUAUUUUUUUUUUGUGUAGUUAUAUAUCAUCCUGCCUUUUGGACAAAUGAGGUCCUGGAUCAAUCUGCUUGUUUCCAUUUAAUCUUUCAGUCACGUUGACCCUUUCUCUGUCCUUGAAUAGUGUGGGGUUGGGAGCGAGUUUCACUGAUGUCUAUUGCCUAGAGCUUUAAAUGAUUAACUCGCCAGAUGUUGUAAAAUGUUUUAGAGUCUAAGAUUCUGCUGUUUUACUUUUCAGCACAUCUCACUGUGCUCCCUAUCAUUAAUUUAUUGCUUUGCUUAAGGAAUCUAUAUAUAUUCUGACAAUCUUAAUCCCCUGUCACUUGGGACCAAAUACUGCCUCCCUUUCUCACAAUAUUGUCCAUAGCACCAUCAUAAAAUAUACAUGCCUUUGACCGACAUUUCAACCUGACAGAGUGAUUUGUGCUCAACCUAUCCUUGAGGGUAAAUACAGAAGUGAACUUAGUAGGAAUCAAUAGGGCUGACAAUGAAAUUGAAGGAUUAGUGUGGUCCAGACAGAGAACCUGCAAAUACGUAAUCUGGGAGGUGAGGUAUUGAUCUCAUAAAUGUGUGCCUUUAAAAAGAAAUAAAGGAACCAUUUGUGUUGUUUCACUGGUCUAAACAAUCUUGUUUGUUGACUGGGGUAACCAAUAACAUUUUCUUUUAAUUAUCAAGUCUGUAGCUUCCAAUUUUUCUUUGCAAAGUCUUUAACUGUAGUGUCCCAUUUGUAGAUUUAGAUUUAAAUUCAACUCUGCUGGCUGCAGUAACGAUACAGACCUGCAAUUAGUAUUGCACACAUGAGCUGCGAAAAACUAAUAUCCAAGCCCCUGAAAGAGAAAAGCAGUGAUCAUUGAGAUAUUGGAAGAUGCCUGUACAGGCUUACCAGAGCAUAUUGCAAAGUGCUUGAAAGUGGCAUGCACCGAGGAAAAAACUUUUAAUUGAAAGAGGAGAGGGAAAGAUUGCUUUCAAUUCAUCUUGCACUUGUAUUGACAACUUUAAAUUGCUUCUGUGUAAUUUGUUGUGCUUUUGGUUUUAACUGCUUUGUCAAAAUCAGAGUUUUGGUGUAAAAUGCUACAAUAAAAUGUUUUUGUUUCAAAGGCUGCCCACAAAUUCCAAUUAAUCGAUUGGACCAUUGAAAAUACAGCUGCAGUUUCAAAUUCAGGAGUACCAGCUGUUCCUGAGCUUUAUCAUCUUUUGGCAUACUGAUUUAACAAAUCCCUGACAAGUUAGAGACUUCACAUGUGGCCUUGUGCUUGCAAUUGUCUCGCAGGAUAUUUGUUUAUAAUGGGAAGAAGGCGAGUAAAGUUAAAUAUUGAUCUAACCUUUCUCCCUCCAUUGAUGGGAAGGUAGGAAUUUGAUGGUCAUCAAUAGUUCUGAUAGUUUUGUGCAAAGCUACCUAUUGCUUUGGUUGAAUAGUGUGGAUAGAUUAUCAAAUACAAAUGGCAAACUUAGAAAGGGUCACCCUCGAUGGACAGACCCACAGUACUUGGCAAUUUCUUUAAUCCAUACAAGAGGUUUUAAUGGCUCUCACUGACUUUCUUCCUAUUUGUGGGAUAUUACCUGCUAGAGGAAAGCAGUGCAGUUGCUUUAGAGGGGUAAACGGAAGGAAUGUCACACUGCAGAACACUGCUCUUGAAGUAGACCUCAGUGAUGCUGAAUCAUUCAUCAUCUCACAGCAGUUGUGUUUUUAACAACUAAGAUUAAAGAAUCAAUGAAAAUGUUACUUCAGUCAUAACCACAACAAUUAAUGUUUUUAUUUGUAUUUUCCUCCAGUGUGUUCUGUAUUUUUCAGCAGGUUAAUAGUGUUAAGAACAAGCAGUAUUUCACUUUGUUAAAAACAAUUCUUAUAACCAGUGAAGGAUUAACUAAGGGACAUAUUUGAGAAAGUGGGGAUAGGGGGAAGGAAGGAAUUAACAAACCAAGAGAAGAUGGUCACACUGACAUUGAACGAGACAUUGUAUUGUUGGAGGUGAAAAGGGUGCGCGAGAUGCAAGAAUAAAAAAAGGCGCAAGGUAGUAGAAGAAUAAAGGGAGUGAUAGAAAUUGAUAGAUUUUGGUUUAGAUUGCUGAAAUAUUAAAGCAAAACCAAAAUGCUAGAGGAACUCAGCAGGCCAGGCAGCAUUAAUGGAGGGAAAAGGACAUACAGCAUUUCAGGUUGGGACCUUUCUUUAGACUGAACAUAUUUGAGUUAGGCAGUGACAGGCAGCGAAUGGAAAAAUUGUGAGUGAGCUUUGAAAAUGGUUUCAGACGUUGGCUACUCGUUCUGAUUUUUAAUAUUUAUUUGCUGUACUGAUGCUUAGCAAAACAUCUUGUCUUGUGAAAUCGCAAUGUGUCGUUACACAUUUAAAGGUAUCCUUUAAACAUUUGUUUAAUCAGCUGUUAAAAAUGCUUUUAGAAAUCCAGUCAGCUGCAGUAGGGUGAAUUAUAAACAUUGCGCUGUUACUGAUUGUGCUGUGUUUCCGUGGAAUGUAAUGAUAUGUAAUUAAAUAAAUGUGAUUGCCUUA